CAUCCACGCUCCAAACUCCUGUUUCCGUGGCGGAAGAUGGCGGACAGCUGCGGAGCAGUGGCAGCGACGAGAGGCGACUGUGGCUCCGUGUCCUCCGUGUCCUCCGUGUCCUCCGUCAGCAUGGACACCAUCUGUGCCCUGACGGAGCUGGAGGACCUGGAGAAGGUUUACCAGCAGCUCUGUGAGCAGGAGAAAGACGUGGAGACAGAGCUGGACAGACUGCUUGGACAGGAGGGGAGCAUUCACACCAAGAUGCUGGCUCUGCAGAGGAUGGGGCCAAACCUACAGCUGAUUGGAGGAGAUGCCAGUCAGCUGUCAGGCAUGAUCACAUUCACCUGCAGUCUGGCUGAGAACGUGAGCCGAAAAGUCCGACAGCUGGACCUAGCAAAGACUCGGCUGUAUAACGUGAUCCAGCGUGCCGACGAUAUCUUGGACCUAAAGUUCUGCACGGACGGCGUUCAGACAGCGCUGCAUAAUGAAGAUUACGAACAGGCUGCUGCGCACAUCCAUCGAUACCUUUCUCUGGACCAGUCCGUUAUUGAGCUGAGCCGCCAGGGAGAAGAAAGCAGUGCUGUGGAUGCCAGUCUGGUCCUGCUGCAGGAGGCAGAGCAGAAACUCAAGGUCAUAGUUGCUGAGAAGCUGGAUGAAGCAGUAGCAGCUGUGGACCUCGCUCAGGUGGAGAGGUUUUUUAAGAUCUUCCCUCUGUUGGGUCUUCACCAGCAGGGCCUCGCCCGCUUCGGUCAAUACCUCAGCACUCAGGUGAGAAGUAAAGUCCACCAGACCGACUCAGCACAUGAGUCUUUAUGAUUGUAAAUGACUCUCUCUUUCUCUUUCUCACUCUCUCUCACGCUGCUGCUGGAAGGUAUCGCCCGUGUCAUUGAGACUCAUCAGCCUGUCGUAGAGACAUAUUAUGGUCUGGGACAUCUUUACACUCUCAUCACUCACCUGCAGAAUGAAUGUGACAAACAGGCUCAGAGAAUCGUCGACAAGUUCAUUCAGCAGAGAGGAUAUCACAACAAGUUUCAGGUGGUUCAGAGCAGCAUGAUGAAGAGUGUGCCAGCUGAGAGGAUUGAGCCCAGGGAACUGGACCCUGUCCUGGCUGAAGUGACCCUGAUGAACGCACGCGCUGAGCUUUACCUGCGCUUCUUACGCCGUCGCAUGAUGGCUGAUUUCGAGGUCGGAGACGCUCAGAGCGUCACACAAGACCAUCAGCAGAAUAUGGAGAAGCUGCUGAAACACUGUCUGCUGAGCACCAGGAUGCAGGAGCUGAUUGGUUACUAUGUUCCAAUGGAGGAAUACUACAUGAGAGAGUCUGUCAACAAGGCCGUUGCUAUGGAUACAUAUGAAAAGGGACAGCUGACGUCCAGCAUGGUGGACGACUGUUUCUACAUAGUGAAGAAGUGCAUCAGCAGAGCUUUGUCCAGCUCCAGCAUCGACUGCCUGUGUGCCAUGAUCAACCACGCCAACUCUGUGCUGGAGUCUGAUUUCAGGGAGGUUUUGUACAACAAACUGCGUCAGGGUUUUCCAGCGACGACGCUUCAGGACAUCCAGCGCGGCGUCAGCAGUGCGGUCAGUCUGAUGCAGAGCAGCUUACAGCAGGGCAAGUUCAACACGCUGGGCAUCGAGAGCACGGAGAACGCCAAGGCCGCCUUUCUGGUGACUCUCAAUAAUGUGGAGGUGUGCAGUGACAACAUCUCCACUUUAAAGAGGAAUCUGGAGAAUGAUUGCUCCAAGUUGUUCAGUCAGGGAGGAAACACCGGAGAUCAGGCCAAGAUCCAGAGCUGUCUGUCUGACCUCGUCAACACGUCCACCAAGUUCAAGGAUCUGCUGCAGGAGGGUCUGACUGAGUUGAACACCACAGCAGUGAAACCUCAGGUCAAACCCUGGAUCAGCAGCUUUUUGGUCGUCUCACAUAACAUCGAAGAGGAGGAGUUUAACGAUUAUGAAGCCAAUGAUCCGUGGGUGCAGCAGCUCGUCGUUAACCUGGAGCAGCUCAUGGCAGAAUUUAAGGUGGCGCUCUCUCCCGUCAUCUACGACACGCUGACCAGCCUGAUGACCAGCCUGGUAGCAAUUGAGAUGGAGAAGACGGUCCUGAAGUGCUCCUUCAGCAGGCUGGGCGGUCUGCAGUUUGAUAAAGAGCUGCGCUCUCUCGUCGCGUACCUCACCUCCGUCACCACCUGGACCAUCAGGGACAAGUUCGCUCGUCUCACACAAAUGGCCACCGUCCUCAACCUGGAGCGGGUUUCAGAGAUCUUGGAUUACUGGGGCCCAAACUCGGGGCCCCUGACAUGGAGGCUGACCCCAGCAGAGGUGCGUCAGGUCCUGGCUCUGCGCGUCGACUUCAGGAGUGAAGAUAUCAAGAGACUGAGACUGUGAUUCAGGAAGCUCUGUGUGCUCAGUCACCUGACCUGAGGUCUGCUCAGUCACCUGACCUGAGGUCUGCUCAGUCACCUGACCUGAGGUCUGCUCAGUCACCUGACCUGAGGUCUGCACAGUCACCUGACCUCUCAGAUCUCCUGUAAAUGGCUGAGGGAUUUUUAUUUAUUUUUAAUUUAUCUCCCAGGAGAUUUAAGUUGCCUUUUGCUCCACAGCAGCUGUCUGUCUGUCUGUCCGUCCGUCUGUCUGUAAGCUACUCUUCAUGUUUUAGGGGCGGAGCUUGUGGUUUAGUGGCAUCUGUGAGAAUAUUAUCUGAAUACUGUGUGUGUAAUUGUAGCACACUUUGAACCUGUGAUCACUGCCCUGGUGACUUGUGUGUUCAGUCUCUACUUGUUUGUAACCCUGGAAUAAUGAGCUGUGUUUUGUGUUGUAAUGAAGUGGAAAAAGAAUUCAUCAAAGCGA
This is a messenger RNA of Solea senegalensis (Senegalese sole), 2838 nucleotides long. RefSeq names its product component of oligomeric golgi complex 4 (gene cog4). The record is from RefSeq and is a predicted model, not a curated record. The transcript is spliced from 19 exons. NCBI's taxonomy places the organism in Eukaryota, Metazoa, Chordata, Actinopteri, Pleuronectiformes, Soleidae.